This is a messenger RNA of Diabrotica virgifera virgifera (western corn rootworm), 2718 nucleotides long. RefSeq names its product probable chitinase 10. Gene Ontology annotation, cellular component: extracellular region. The coding region runs from base 634 to 2700 and encodes 688 amino acids. The record is from RefSeq and is a predicted model, not a curated record. The transcript is spliced from 11 exons. Gene Ontology annotation, biological process: carbohydrate metabolic process; proteolysis; chitin catabolic process. NCBI's taxonomy places the organism in Eukaryota, Metazoa, Arthropoda, Insecta, Coleoptera, Chrysomelidae. Gene Ontology annotation, molecular function: chitin binding; chitinase activity; serine-type endopeptidase activity.
CUACGUAGAUAGUUAUUGUGAAAUCAUUCAUUAUUCGAGAAUGAAUCCUCUAAAAGGUUUGGUGUUUUUCCUUUAAGUUUUGAGCGCUAAAAAUCCCAUGUUAUUAUUGGUCUGCAUUUUGAAAGAUCCUUGAGUUGUAGUUGACGAUUGGUCAAUACUUUUGGCGGAACGAUCGAGAAGAAAUGCAUCGUUUGGACGCGAGAGAGACGUGACGAUGUAAAGUUAGUUCUAAAAGUACAUCAGCUCUGUAAGCAUCUUUUUGUUAGAACUCAAAAAGUCGCACUUUGCCGGCCAAAAUGGUUUUCUUCUUAUAGUAAAAGAACUAAUGGAUUUCUAACAUGUCAAGGAAUAUAAUGACAAUAGUUUCACGGCAUUUUAAUGGAUAUAUUAUUGUGAAACAGUUCUAUUGUUAUGCAGUUUGAUUUGCCGGUAAAAGAAGUGCGUGGUUUCCUGGUUCCUGUCCUUUAUGUAGCUGUUGCUAUUUUUAUGAUGUUUUGAUUUGUUCAUGUUCCAGUAAGAAAUGCCCAGAUGAUAUUAUUUGGUAUCGAUUUUAUCCAGUUUUGUAAUGAUUUGAAUAUCUUCCCCUCCCAGCCCCGUCUGAAUGGAAAAUUUUGAAGUUCCAAGUGUUGUGACAUGGAUUUUUGUUUUAAGAUAUCAGAAGUAAUCGUUAAUGAUGGAUAUAGGGGGGAAACUCAAAAAUACAUUGCUGAUGUGGCUCUACUCAUUACCCAAGACCUUUUUAAACUUGAUCCGAUCGUUCAGCCAAUAUGUAUGGAUAACAUGAAUAGCAUACAUUUAAAUAAUUAUCAAAUAGGAGAGGUAGCUGGUUGGGGACUUACUGAAGAAGAAAAGCCCUCAGAAAUCCUCAAAGCAAUGAGAAUACCAUACAAAGAUAGGACCACGUGUUCUAAAGAGCUACCAGAGAGCUGGGAAGAAGUGUAUAAUAUUUUUGAUAAAAUUUGUGCUGGUCGUCCGAAUGAAAGUAUUGCGGUCUGUCAAGGAGACAGCGGGAGCGGACUUAUUUUUAAAAAUCGAGAAGACAAUAGAUACUACCUUCAAGGAAUAGUAAGUAUAGCACCAACUUUACAUACUUCUCAAUGUAAUUACCAAACGAACGCCUUAUAUACCAGUGCUCAAUUCUACUACUCUUUUAUAACAAGAGAGAUGACAAAAUACUACAUAGAGGACUGCAUACUUCCACCCUAUCCAAAAAAUGGAAAAUGGUUUCUAGAAGGUGGCGUAGAAAAAAAGCCCGGUGAUAUUGUAUUGUCCAGCACGAUCUUACGAUUUUCAUGUAAUAUGCGAUAUGUAUUGUCCACUGUUUCAGCAUAUAAUGACUGUAAAAGUUAUUACAAUCAUCCCACCUGUUUAAGGGUAUGUCCUAAACCUGUAUUACCGAGUGGUACAGAAAUGCUCUGUAAAAACUCUAAAGAUCAAUAUAUAGACUGUACAGAUAUUGCUGAUGGUAGCAGUAUAACGUUUACAUGUCCAAACGGUUUUGUAUCCGACAGAGGCACACCCACUAGUACAAGAUAUUGUCGAAAUGGAAUAUAUGGUAAUUCUGCACCUUCUUGUAUAAGUAGAAUUAUUACUACACCAAAACCUGCAAUUACAACAGAGUCAAUUUCUAGUCAAAUUAUUAAAGAUGGAAAAAAAGUUAUAUGUUAUUACGCCAGAUGGAUGGAAUAUAAUGGCUCGUAUCCAGAAGAUGUUGAGCCCCGAUUGUGCACACAUUUAAUUUACGAAUAUAUUGGCAUUAGAGAAAACGGAGAGUUGGAUCUGAAGGACAAAGGACCAGAUUUACUUAAACUGACAAUGGAUUUAAAAAAUAAAAACAAAGAUUUAAAAGUGCUGAUCAGCGUUGGUGGUAGCAGAGCUAGUUACUCAUUGUUCAGAAGUCUCUCCGAAAAUAGUGUAACACAAGAAUCUUUUUUGCGUAAUGCCGUAAAAAUAAUACGAACCUACAGAUUUGAUGGAUUGGAUUUUUCCUGGAUGUUCCCAAAACAUAGUGACAAGGAAUAUAUUUACCUCUUGAACCAAAUUAAACGUGAGUUUGAACAUCAUGGAUGGCUACUGAGUGUCACUGUAUAUCCUAGAUUGAAAAAAACUGGAUACGAUCCUCAAGAAAUGGAUAGCAUCGUAGACUGGGUAACUAUUAAGACCUUUGAUGUAUAUAAUAUUUUGCUUUCUGAAGUCGAAAACACAACUGUAUACACUUUUCCCAAGGACUACGACUGGAAGAAAGAAGAUUUAAAUAGAGAAACAAUUAUAAGAAGCUGGCUUGGUGCAGGUCUAUCUAAAAAUAAGUUAAUUAUGGGAUUUGAUUUGUACGGGAUCAAAUUUACAUUUCAAGACGGUACACAAUCUAACAGAAAAGAUCAACUCAGAAUAGACAGGGUUAGAUACGAUGAGAUCUGCCCAGAUUUGCUAGAUUAUUAUCAGACACAUUUUGGUACUAAGAGGGACCUUAAUACAGAAACCACAUUUGUAGAUAUGUAUAACUAUAACCAAUUGCUUGGUUGGAACGACGCAUAUUCUACUUUUUCGAAAGGCCAGUACGUAAAAUAUAAAAGAUUGGGUGGUUUUGCUGUUUUUUCUGUAGAGGAUGAUGAUUACAAAGGAGUCUGUGGAGAAAAAUUAGGUCUAUUGAAGGGUUUGCAUAAAGGGUUUCAGAAAUUUGUUCAUUUUGGGUUUAAAUAAAUUUAAUAGUACAGUGUG